CAAUAGAGGUGAAGCUUGUGCUCUGGAUGGCUCAUGAUUCGCCGUCCAUUUCAGAUUGAUUUCCAUAGCCAAUCAACUCGGGUUCGUCCGGAUUUCACCCAAUUAAGGCAUUGAGAUGGAGCAAUUUCAAGUGACCACAGCAUCUGAUGGUCAGCAGCAGCCCUCACAAGUUAUCAUGCAGCCUUCACAAGUCCAAGGCUUGCAAACACAGGGACAGUUGGUACAGAUAAAUCAAGGCCAACUAAUGUCUGGCCAGCAGAUUAUCACCAUGCCCCAGGGACAGACUCUGCAACUAGCUGGACAGCAGGGAUUUCAGCAGACACAACCUUUACAGUUUCAAGUUGGACAGCACCAACAACAACAGCAGCAAAAUCAAUCACAGCAGAUUCAGGUUCUACAGGUUGGGCAACAGUUGACUAAUUCACAAGGACAACAGAUAAUCAUUCAACAACCCCAGGGUCAGGGUCAGCAGGCAGUGACUGGGCAGAUUAUCCAGAUUGGGGACAGUCAGGCCAUCAUCUACCAGCCUGCAGGGGGAGGGGACAAUGUGGCUCAGAUGUUACAAAUACAGCAACCUAACCAGCAAGCAGGUCAGGUUAUCCAGAUUCCUACCAGUCUAGCCACCCAGACAGCCCAGGCCUCCACUGCCAGUAGUAUGCCCACCACUAUCACUAUUCCUGGCACAGGGGGGCAGGGACAGGUUAUCAUGAUGGUCCCAACCAACACAACAUCCACAGCCUCUGGAGGUGGAGCUGCCAUGCAGAGGUUGCCCCUCCCUGGUCAGGAGGUUAUGGAGGAGGAGCCAUUGUACGUGAAUGCCAAGCAAUAUCACAGGAUACUCAAACGGCGGCAAGCCAGGGCUAAAUUGGAGGCAGAGGGAAAAAUACCAAAGGAGAGGAAAUCAACAGCUGAUAUUGAUGUCUAUCAGGACAUCUUCCUCUUCUUACGCCUGUGUUGA
Molecule: messenger RNA, 958 nt
Organism: Lingula anatina
Lineage: Eukaryota; Metazoa; Brachiopoda; Lingulata; Lingulida; Lingulidae
Product: nuclear transcription factor Y subunit alpha
Biological process (GO): regulation of DNA-templated transcription
Cellular component (GO): CCAAT-binding factor complex
Molecular function (GO): DNA-binding transcription factor activity; DNA binding
Source: RefSeq, a predicted model, not a curated record